Hyposmocoma kahamanoa is the source of this 1324-nucleotide messenger RNA. Its product is annotated as replication factor C subunit 4. The record is from RefSeq and is a predicted model, not a curated record. NCBI's taxonomy places the organism in Eukaryota, Metazoa, Arthropoda, Insecta, Lepidoptera, Cosmopterigidae. Bases 197 to 1252 code for a protein of 351 amino acids. Gene Ontology annotation, cellular component: DNA replication factor C complex; nucleus. The transcript has 6 exons. Gene Ontology annotation, molecular function: ATP hydrolysis activity; DNA binding; DNA clamp loader activity. Gene Ontology annotation, biological process: DNA repair; DNA-templated DNA replication.
GUCUUGGCUGUAUGCCAUAUUAGUGCCCUUGCCUUUUUCAAUGGAAAAAACAGUACCAAAAAAGUUGACAGUUGACAGAUGUGACAUUACAAGUUCAAUAUUGCUCAUCUUUCUAAUUUGUGACAUGCGCUGUGCUUUACGGCUGUUGAUUUUGCCGCGUAAAUUUUUAGAAUUUCGAUACUAAAUUGAAAAUAAAAUGCAAGCAUUCUUAAAGACUGGUAAAAUAUCAUCAACAGAUAAGCCUUCCACUUCUGGGGCAAAACCAGCUGCUAAAAAAAAACCUCCAGCGCCAUGGGUUGAGAAAUAUCGGCCGAAGACUAUAGAUGAUAUUGUUGAUCAAGGAGAAGUGGUUCAAGUAUUGAGGGAGUGUUUAUCGGGUGGUGAUUUGCCUCAUCUAUUGUUUUACGGGCCGCCCGGUACCGGCAAAACGAGUGCCAUCCUAGCUGCGGCGCGGCAACUGUUUGGAGAUUUACAACGAGAUAGAGUGCUCGAGCUGAAUGCGUCGGAUGAACGUGGCAUUCAAGUUAUUAGGGAUAAAGUGAAAACGUUUUCUCAAAUGACUGUUAGCAGCACAAAACCAGAUGGUCGACCAUGCCCACCCUACAAACUGGUGAUACUAGAUGAAGCUGACUCUAUGACUACUGCAGCACAGGCAGCUCUUCGGCGAACAAUGGAGAGAGAGACAAGAACUACACGUUUCUGUCUCAUUUGCAAUUAUGUGUCAAGAAUCAUACCACCUAUCACCAGUCGCUGCUCAAAGUUCCGCUUUAAACCACUUGCUAGAGAGAAUGUUAUAAAAAGAUUACAAGAAAUUUGUGAAGCAGAAUGUGUGGAAGUGGGAAAUGGGGAGGUGUUUCAACAAGCAGUGGAUACAUGUCAAGGAGAUCUUCGGCGCGCUUUAACCGCUCUGCAGUGCUGCCAACGCCUGCUCGGCAAAAUCACUGCUGAGGGGCUUAUUGAGGUGACAGGCUUGGUGCCAGAGCAGUUGGUAAAUGAGUACCUCAGCGUUAAGAACUACAGUGAGUUGGAACAGUUUGUCGAAAAGUUCCUCAUGGAAGCAUAUUCGGCAGCGCAGUUGCUGGAACAAUUAAGCGCCACGGUGAUCAACGCUGGACAUCUGACCAAUAAACAGAAAUGCGUCAUCAGCGACAAAAUUGCCAUCUGCUCCCAUCGUCUCCUGGAUGGCGGAGCGGAGUACAUGCAGCUUACAGACUUAGGCUGUACCAUUAUUGUGGCGAAUAAUGACCCUUAAGAUUUGUUUGGUGUACGUUUAUAAUUAUAUUCCUUUGUUACUGUCAGACUUACUAAGUAUAAUAAAAUAGAU